Molecule: messenger RNA, 1297 nt
Organism: Teleopsis dalmanni
Lineage: Eukaryota; Metazoa; Arthropoda; Insecta; Diptera; Diopsidae
Product: histone-lysine N-methyltransferase SETMAR-like
Exons: 2
Coding region: 193-1209 (338 amino acids)
Molecular function (GO): nucleic acid binding
Source: RefSeq, a predicted model, not a curated record
UAGUUUGUAUUUAUUUCUUAAACACCGUGACAUUUUUUUGCGUUGUUUGAUCUGCGAUUACAAAUGUUAAUUGUUUAAUUUCUUACAUUUUUAAAUUAAGAAUCGUUUAGUUUGCGUGUUUUAACAUUUUAAUAAUCUGGUAUAUUAACUGGUAAUUGGUGGCUUCAUGUCAAAUGUUAUUAAAAACCAAAGAUGAGUGAAAUCUCGGAAAAAAUUCGAUAUGUCUUGCAAUUUUACUUUGAUAACAGGUGGAACGCGUCGAAGGCGUGUGAAAAAAUUUGUGCUGUAUACGGUGACGAUGCUCUUUCGCAAUCAACUGCCAGAAAAUGGUUCGCACGGUUUCGUUCGGGAAAUUUAGAUGUGAAGAAUGCUCCUCGCUCUGGUCGACCUAUCACAGAUAAGGUCGAUGAAAUUAUGGAAAAAGUUCAAAUAGACCGACAUAUAAGCAGUCAUGACAUCGCUAGGGAAUUAAAGAUCAAUCACAAUACUGUUCUAAACCAUUUACACAAAGCUGGUUAUAAAAAGAAAAUCGAUGUCUGGGUGCCCCAUGAACUGAGUGAAAAAAGUUUAAUAAACCGAAUUUCUAUAUGCGAAUCACUGUUGAAGCGGAACGAAAUUGAGCCAUUUUUGAAUCGAAUGAUAGUAAGCGAUGAAAAGUGGAUCACAUAUGAUACACGUAAACGUUCUUGGUCAGAAACAGAUGAAAGAGGAACAUUACCAAAGCCAGAAUUGACGAAAAAGAAGUUAAUGUUAUGUAUUUGGUGGGAUUGCAAAGGUAUUAUCCAUUACGAAUUACUACGGCCUGGUCAAACGAUUGAUUCGAAUCUGUACUGCCAACAAUUAUUGCGAUUGAAAGAAGAAAUUGAGAAAAAGAGACCGAAAUUGAUCGAUAAUAAUCACGUUGUGUUUCAUUAUGACAGCACUAAGCCACACACAUCUUUAAUGACCCGUCAGAAAUUGAGAGAUCUUGGCUGGGAAGUUUUAAUGCAUCCACCAUAUAGUCCUGACAUUGCACCGUCAGACUUUUAUUUGUUCCGAUCUCUGCAAAACUCUCUCUCAGGAAUAAAAUUGUCUUCGGAAGAGGAUUGCGAAAAACACCUGCAUCAGUAUUUUAAAGAUAAAACACCGGAUUUCUACAGAGAGGGAAUAAUGGGUCUACCCAAUAAAUGGCAGAAGGUAGUGAGUAAAAAUGGACAAUAUUUAGACUAAUCGAAAAUAUCUUUAAAGUAAAUUUUAAAUAAAACAAAACAAAUAAAACACUAAUGGACUCAAAAUUGAUGUAAAAUAUGAUGUUAAA